Molecule: messenger RNA, 1155 nt
Organism: Cordyceps militaris CM01
Lineage: Eukaryota; Fungi; Ascomycota; Sordariomycetes; Hypocreales; Cordycipitaceae
Exons: 4
Coding region: 1-1155 (384 amino acids)
Source: RefSeq, a predicted model, not a curated record
AUGGCUUCAACCUCCCAACACAAAUUCUCCAGCGAUGAUUUUGAGCAAGCUGACCAAGGCCAACCACACCCAGCACUCCGGGCUUUGGACGUUGAAAUCGGCAAAUCCAAGAACAUGUCCAAGAUUGCGCCGAUCCAGCUUCUCAGCGCCGGUGGUUUCGUGGCCGUGACCCUUUUCCACAACCGCGUCUCGACGGAAGACUUGGACUACAUCAUGAAUCCCGAUACGCCGGGGGUGGACAAGAUCAAGCAGAAGCUGCAGAUUGCCAUCGAGGCCGUGUGCAGGCAGCGGGAGCUCCCUGCGGACUGGAUCAACUCGCAGAUGGAAAUAUUUGCCAUUGGCGCCAACAAGCAGCGCCUGUUCCGCGACUCGGUCACGCAGAAUGUCGUGCUCUGGCGCGGCGCCAACCUGGUCAUUUACGCCGCCCAGUGGGAGUGGUCGUUGGCCCGCAAGCUCAAAAGGGUCGGGUCGCAGUACAGAUUGAUUGAUAUUAGUGAUGCGGUUGAGAUUUUAUACAGGAUGGUAGAGGAGAACGGUGGCCCUCUCGCGCUGGAAACCGUCAAGUCGUGGGACACCAUCGUCUACACCCCACUGGAUAUGGAUGCGAUCAAAUAUGCCAUCGGCGCCACAAUAUUCCUCUUUUGGAAAAUUGCAUUUGCCCCGUCCUGGCAGUUUAACCCUAGGAGCUGUUUCGAGGAAGAGCUGGUAGUCAUCAUUAUCGCCGACUUCCGAGGCGUGGGUUCCAUCUCGUCGCAUCCCCUGCUCAAUCUUCCAAUUAAACGAGGCGACGAGCGCUUCGACAAAGCUCGCCAGCACAGCGUAUCGAACAACAUCCGCGUCCUCGGGGUCUGCAAUCCGGGACAGUCGCCACGACGCCUCGUUGUGGUGGAAGAAGUAGGUGGCCUCGUAGCCCAUCAUUAUGAUGUUGCCGCUGCACAAAUCUUCAUAGAGCCGGUAGAGCGAGCAGAGCGGCGUGUCCCGGAGACGGAACAGGGGGAUAUACUGGAGCUGCCGGAUGUUGCGCUGCACGCGGGACGCGCUGGCUACGUCGGGGCCAGCCUUGAUGAGCACGUCGUGGGUGGGUGGCAGUGGUUCCGCCUGGAAGCGCCACGGGUACGGGUACAGCAGCUGCCAGAGCAGUUUCCGGCGCUCUGA